Molecule: messenger RNA, 1359 nt
Organism: Eptesicus fuscus (big brown bat)
Lineage: Eukaryota; Metazoa; Chordata; Mammalia; Chiroptera; Vespertilionidae
Gene: HTR3B
Product: 5-hydroxytryptamine receptor 3B
Exons: 10
Coding region: 1-1359 (452 amino acids)
Biological process (GO): signal transduction; monoatomic ion transmembrane transport; nervous system process
Cellular component (GO): postsynaptic membrane; neuron projection; synapse
Molecular function (GO): extracellular ligand-gated monoatomic ion channel activity; neurotransmitter receptor activity; transmembrane signaling receptor activity
Source: RefSeq, a predicted model, not a curated record
AUGGUACCAGUUCCAAAACGUUUCUGUGAGACCCUGGCAAGUGCGAUGGCUCCUCUGUGGCCCUUCAUCCUGGUGGCUGCAUCAGGAAUCCUAGCCAUAGAUACACCUCGUCCCAGGAAUUCUGCUCUGUACCAUCUCACCAAGCAGCUACUGCAGAAGUAUCAUAAGGACGUGAGACCAGUUCACGACUGGACGGAGGCCACCACCGUCUACCUGGACGUAUUUGUCCGUGCGGUACUGGAUGUGGAUGCACAGAACCAAAAAUUAAAGACAAAUGUCUGGUACAGUGAGGUUUGGGAUGAUGAGUUUUUAUCAUGGAACUCCAGCAUGUUCGAUGAUAUUAGCCAGAUCUCCCUACCUCUAAGUGCCAUCUGGGCCCCUGAUAUCAUCAUUAAUGAAUUUGUGGACCUUGAAAGACUACCUGACCUUCCCUAUGUGUAUGUGAACUCAUCCGGGACCAUUAAGAACUCCAAGUCCAUCCAGGUGGUCUCUGCCUGCAGUUUAGAGACAUACGCUUUUCCAUUUGAUAUCCAGAAUUGCAGCCUAACCUUCAAUAGCGUUCUGCACACAGUGGAAGAUGUAGACCUGGCCUUCCUGCGGAGCAGAGAGGACGUUAAGCAUGACAAACAAGCCUUCUCGAAUGACAGCGAGUGGGAGCUUCUUUCUGUGUCCUCAGCCUACAGCACCCUGCAGAGCCGCGCUGGAGAUUUUGCGCAGAUUCAGUUUCACGUGGUGAUUCGCAGGCGCCCACUGGUCUAUGUGGUGAGCCUGCUGAUUCCCAGCAUCUUCCUCAUGCUUGUGGACCUGGGGAGCUUCUACAUCCCCCCCACCUGCCGUGCCAGGAUUGUGUUCAAAACCAGCGUGCUGGUGGGCUACACCGUUUUCAGGGUCAACAUGUCUGACGAGAUGCCACAGAGCGCAGUGAGCACCCCUCUGAUUGGCGUCUUCUUCACCGUCUGCAUGGCCUUCUUGGUUCUCAGCUUAUCUAAGUCCAUCUUGUUGAUCAAAUUCCUUCACGAUGAGCAGCACAGCGGGCAGGAGCGGCCCCUCUUAUGCCUUGGAGGGGACACUGAUGCUGAUGGGCUUAUAACGGAUCGCAGGGCCCAUCUUGUUGGGGUGACAGAGUCCCCUGUCUCUCGAGAGCACCAGGCCCACUCAGGGACCCUGAAGGAAGUCUUGUCCCAGCUUCAAUCCAUCAGCAACUACUUCCAAACCCAGGACCAGGCAGCCCAGCAGGAGGUCGGGUGGCUGGCCCUCCUGGAACGCGUUGACCGACUGCUCUUUCAAGGCUACCUUGUGAUGUUGGGACUCUACGCCAUCACGCUGUGCUCCCUCUGGGCACUGUGGAGCCGCCUGUGA